UGAAGGGCAAUCUUAUUCACUGCACUGAAGCUGGAGCUAGUGUUCCAACUUCCAAGCACUGACCGACCCCAAAAUGCUGCAGAAUGAUCUACGGAGAGCGUGAACAGAUGCAGGCUAACACGAUUAGAGUGAUGACCAGAUUGUACCUGAUGUAAUUGGUUAUUUGUUGCCAUUUUAUGAUAUGGAUAUGACAGCUUUAUUCAUGAAGUUAUGUCAUGUUGAGUCCAGAAGACUUCUCUUCAUUGUGGGCCUAGUGGUUGCUUCUGUAAUUGUGUUUCAGGUUUUUGAACUUCCCAGUAUGAAUACCUUGACUCUAUCACCUACUGUAAAGGGUUCAGUAUCUAUGAUGGUUGGCGAUGCCACCAUUUUGAAGAACUCAAUAUCGGCUAAUUCUUAUGUAAUUCGCACAGUGGUGAAUAAUAGUGAUGCUUCUGAUUUGGAGGACGAAGCAGACAUGGACUAUCAUCUUGCAUCAGAUGAUGACGGAGACCUUGAUUAUUCUGUUGAAAUGCACGAAGAGAAAAACUCAGACAAUGAGUUUAUUCUUGAGAAGGGUGUAGGACUUGAUAAGAGCAUGACAGUGAGAAAUGUCAGACAUACAGAUAAUAGUCCUAAAGAAAAGGCAAUAGAAUUCAGGCAUGGUCCUCUAGAGCAUUUGAAAAUAUCAGACAACAAUUUCAAGAUAGAUGAUGACCGAAAGGCGAGCAGCAGUUUAACAAUAGGGGAAGGUAGCAAUCGGGAUGGUCUUGUGUCCCUGCCACUUGUGUCACCAGGAAUUUCUUCAAAGGGUACGAGAAACCUGGAUGCAGAUUCUAGAACUUCUGAUUUAUCCACAGUGAGCAAUGUUAAACAUGUCAUGGAAGCCGAAAAGGACAAAAAUACCAAUCUAUUGCAAACUGUUUCAGUUCCUUUGGACAAUAAUUAUACAAUUGCAGACAUCUCUAUUACUAGAAGGAGGGGGAUGAAGCCAACAACCAUAUCCAAGAUGAAUUUGUUAUUGCUUCAGAGUACUGUUUCUUCUUAUUCAAUGAGGCCACGGUGGUCUUCUCCACGUGAUCGGGAGCUUCUAUCUGCAAGAUCAGAGAUCCAGAAUGCUCCAGUCAUAAGGAACACUCCGGGACUUUAUGCUUCUGUCUACCGAAAUGUUUCCAUGUUUAAAAGGAGUUAUGAGUUGAUGGAACGGGUGCUCAAAAUUUAUAUUUAUAGAGAAGGAGAAAAGCCUAUAUUCCAUCAGCCACGACUGAGAGGAAUUUAUGCCUCUGAAGGAUGGUUCAUGAAAUUGAUAGAGGGGAACAAACGGUUUGUGGUCAGGGACCCCAGAAAAGCUCACUUGUUCUACGUACCCUUCAGUUCAAAAAUGCUGAGGACUGUGUUUUAUGAACAAAAUUCCUCCACUCCAAGGGACCUAGAGAAAUAUUUCAAGAAUUAUGUAGGCUUGAUUGCAGGAAAAUAUCGUUUCUGGAACAGAACUGGAGGAGCAGAUCAUUUAAUCGUUGCUUGUCAUGACUGGGCACCCCGGAUCACAAGGCAAUGCAGCUGGAAUAGCAUCAGAGCCCUUUGCAAUUCAAAUAUUGCCAGUGGCUUCAAAAUAGGCAAGGAUACUACUCUUCCAGUGACAUAUAUCCGUAAAUCUGAGGACCCUCUAAAAUAUCUUGGAGGAAAACCUCCUUCACAGAGACCUAUUCUGGCCUUCUUUGCUGGAAGCAUGCAUGGCUAUCUCCGUCCAAUCCUGCUACAGUACUGGGAGAAUAAAGAACAAGACAUCAAAAUAUUUGGUCCAAUGUCUCGUGAUGAUGGAGGCAAAAGUAGAUAUCGGGAUCACAUGAAGAGCAGCAAGUAUUGCAUUUGUGCCAGGGGCUAUGAAGUUCAUACACCUCGAGUUGUUGAGGCCAUUUUCUAUGAGUGUGUGCCAGUGAUCAUAUCUGACAAUUAUGUGCCUCCUUUCUUUGAGAUAUUGAACUGGGAAGCAUUUGCAGUAUUCAUUCUAGAGAAAGAUGUACCAAAUUUGAGGAACAUACUUCUCUCCAUCCCAGAAGAGAAGUACCUCCAAAUGCAGAUGAGAGUAAAGAUGGUGCAACAGCAUUUUCUUUGGCACAAAAAGCCGGUAAAGUAUGACUUAUUUCACAUGAUACUUCACUCAGUUUGGUACAACCGAGUUUUUCAGGUAAAGCCCAAAUAAGAGAUGGAAGAAAGCUGAUCAAAUGUCACAAAGGAAUGGUGUUAUCCAUCAACUGCAAACAAUCAACCGGGAGAUGGGAGGAGCAAGCAACCCAGAAUUUUGCUGAAACAUCAUCUGUCAUCCUGCCAAUGUAAGUUGAAUGAGGGUGGAGCAGUGUGUGUAUAGCUGCUUGAUUCACCAGAUUCUGGUGAUGGGCUUGUUUGUUCAAAUGCUAUAUGAAAAAUAAAGAAAGCAUUCUGUAUAUGUGUGAUAUGCAAAUGAAUCCCUGCAGAGAACCCUCCUUACUGUCAAA
This is a messenger RNA of Vitis riparia (riverbank grape), 2471 nucleotides long. Its product is annotated as probable glycosyltransferase At5g03795. Gene Ontology annotation, molecular function: glycosyltransferase activity. The transcript has 5 exons. The record is from RefSeq and is a predicted model, not a curated record. Lineage: Eukaryota; Viridiplantae; Streptophyta; Magnoliopsida; Vitales; Vitaceae. Bases 182 to 2179 code for a protein of 665 amino acids.